Molecule: messenger RNA, 1454 nt
Organism: Chelonus insularis
Lineage: Eukaryota; Metazoa; Arthropoda; Insecta; Hymenoptera; Braconidae
Product: phosphatidate cytidylyltransferase, mitochondrial
Exons: 2
Coding region: 228-1358 (376 amino acids)
Biological process (GO): CDP-diacylglycerol biosynthetic process; cardiolipin biosynthetic process
Cellular component (GO): mitochondrion
Molecular function (GO): phosphatidate cytidylyltransferase activity
Source: RefSeq, a predicted model, not a curated record
AUGAUUACUAGCUAAAAACAAAGAAUUAUUAAUGAUAAUAUAAAUAAAAAAUUAUUAAUAAAUUCGAAGGUACUACCAAGCACCAAAUAAUUGCUGUCAAACAUCUUAAAGCAUAUUAAUAAGUCAGACAAAACAUUGAAAAGCUUAAAAGUACUGGAAAUAGCUAUUAUAAAUAUUUCAAAAAAAAAAAACGAACAUUGAAAAGUAUCUCAAAUAACUUUAAAGAAAUGGAAAAAAUAAUUUUAUCUCCACUUCAAAGAAUUCUUCAAGAAUUUCCAAAAAACAUCAAAUUUUGCUUUGCUUAUGGAUCUGGGGUAUUUAAACAGAAGACUGACCCUACAAAAAAUAUGUUGGAUCUUAUUUUUGUCGUCAGUAACCCAAAAAGAUGGCAUUCACAAAAUUUAAUGAAAAAUCCUAGUCAUUAUGCUCAACCAUUGAGAUUUCUUGGACCAAAAGUUAUUGCAAAUGUUCAAGAAAAAUGGGGAGCUAGGAUUUAUUACAAUACUUUAAUCAAAUCUUCAGAUGAAAGAUUAAUGAAAUACGGAGUAAUAUCAGAGGUGGCUUUGAUCGAGGAUUUGUUGGACUGGAACAUGUUAUACCUUUCUGGAAGACUUCACAAACCAGUUCAGGUAUUAAUUGGUCCUGAAAACAAUUCAUCUCUUCAAACAGCUCUUGCUCAAAAUUUAAAAUCUGCAGUUCACGCGGCUUUGCUUCUUUUACCUGAAGAUUUCAAUCAAAUUGAUUUUUACAAAACAAUAGCUAGUCUAUCUUACCAUGGUGACUUUAGGAUGACCUUUGGGGAAGAUAAAUCUAAAAUAAAUAACAUAGUAAUUCCUCAAAUAGAAAAUUUUAAACUUUUAUAUGCUCCUGUAUUAAAAUUUUUCGAUCAUUGUAUGGAAAUGUCUUCAUCUGAAGGAGGGCCGAUAAUGUGCCGUCAGGAUGGCAGCCCUACAGCGAAAAUUCAUCAUUUAAAUCAACUUCCAAGGGUCCCUCAAGUAAAAUUAGUCAGAAAAUGGUCCCAAGGAUCAAGAACCUACGAUGUAGAAGAUUGCCUUCGAGCGAUAGCUUAUGAUCCCGAGUGUAAUGAGUUAGUGCAGGAAGUUUUUAAGGAGAUCGUAAGACGAUCUAGUAUAACACAGAGUCUUAAAGGGAUUUUGACAGCAGGAAUUGCAAAAUCAGUUAAAUAUAGUAGUGCCAAAAUAGUCAAAAUGAUUCAAUCAAAUAGAAAUAUUUAUUUAAGUAAACAGUUGAUCGCAUCAGCACUUCCUGUAGCACCGAAAAUUAAUAAAAUUAUGGAAAAAGUGACAAAAAAGAUUCCUCCAAAGGCAAUAGAAAAAGACAAUCAAAAGAAAUCUUAAUUUAUUGUCAAAAACUUCAGUAAUAAAUAAAGUAUUUAAAAACAAAACCAAUAAUUUUAAAUUAAUUAAAUAGAAUUUACUUUAAAAAUUAAUUUU